AUGUCGGAGCAUACCAUUGAAAGACAGCUACGAGGCUCACCAACCAAAAAUGUUUUCAAAAGAUUGAGUACUUCGCCGAACAAAAAACUGCUUCCAAACACAAAUCGAAAGAGCUCUAGUAAACUAUCGCCUGAGAGGGGACAGAACGCGUGGGAGCGACCUGUUGUGUACCAGGCCACGCCAAAACGGCUGAAAUCACCCCCAUAUCUUCUCGAUCUCAAACCUCCAGGUGGAACACUGAGUGUUGAUCGUGUGCACUUCAAAAAUGAUCCGGAAGACAAUUCCAUACAGCUUUCAUUCCCCACGUCUCCAGUACGGACAACAUAUAGCAAUUCUACGGCAUCUGGUGGUGAUGGAUCACUGAGUAGAAUUCGUACAAGGUUCGGCGGAGGUCAAAGGUCACCAGGAAAAGUGUCAAAUGCAACAUUAAGUGCUGUGACAACAACUGUCAAUUCGGCCAGAAAUUUGCUUCCCGAACUUCAGGAGCAAGAUGAAGUAGCUCUAGAAAAUAAGAGUAGCUCUGGUAAUGACUACGAUAAUUAUAAACAUCGGUCAAGUCUCCCCAAAAUCUCCGCAAAUGACGGUUUCAAGAUACGAAAACCAAGAUCUUUGAACCCAAAGAAAAGCGUCAAGUUUGAAUCAGAUAUGGCGGAAAAUGACGUUCAAGAACAACUAUCAAAAAUAGUUUCUAUGCUUUUAGAAAUUAUGGAGCGACAAGACCGGCUUGAGGCAAAAGUAAGUUCUAUGGAUCGCGUACGUAAAUCAUAA
Lachancea lanzarotensis is the source of this 768-nucleotide messenger RNA. RefSeq names its product LALA0S07e05446g1_1 (gene FIN1). The record is from RefSeq and is a predicted model, not a curated record. Lineage: Eukaryota; Fungi; Ascomycota; Saccharomycetes; Saccharomycetales; Saccharomycetaceae. The transcript has a single exon. Bases 1 to 768 code for a protein of 255 amino acids.